AUGACAACUAUUGAAGUUUCAUAUCAAGUAGACAAAGGAACACCACCAAUGAAGGUUGAAACAGACAAUUCAGUGUUGUUCUACAUGGAAAUAAAGAAAAAAGCUGCUGCAAAAAUAACAGACUUACCAUUAUGUGUCACUAUAGUUCAAGAAUCAAGCAAUGAAAAUAACCUUCUUCUACGAGCAAAUCAAAAAGCUACAACAGAAGAAAUGGAGGUGGGGACAUUAUUAAUGCAAGCAAACCAAGCUUCCAUCAAUGAACAAAUGUUACUUGAAGAAGGAAUGUCAAGCACAACAAAUGAGGGCAUAAAUGUGUCAUACAUACCUCAUUUUGCUAAAGAAGUAGCUAAUUUCAUAAUUGAAGACAAUACAAAAAGAAAAAAGAAGUUGGAGGAAAUCAAAAUAGUAAUAUCUGACUACAGAGUCAACACAAUUGAGCAAGGGCAAAUUUACAAGGAUAAGAACACGAUCAAAUCAGAUCUUAGCUACUAUGCAAUGCUGCAUAACUUCCAGUUCAAAACAAAAAGAUCAGAACCUAGAAAGUACCUAGUUACCUACGUAGAUGACACAUGCAACUGGUUUGUGAGAGCAUCUAAGUACAAAAAUCAAGAUUUAUUCAAGGUACAAAAAUGCAUUCCAAAUCACACUUGCUCUGUUGAAAUUGUUAUGGAAGACCAUAGGCAAGCAAAAAGCAUCGUAAUUGGUGAAUUAAUAAAGAAUAAGUACAAGUCAAUCAAAAGAAAUUACACUCCAAAUGACAUCAUGAAUGAUAUGAAUGAAGACUUCGGAGUAACCAUGGGAUACACAAAAGCAUGGAGAUCACGAGAGAAAGCUUUGCGCCUAGCAAGAGGGAACCCCGAUGAUUCAUAUCAAAAGUUGCCAAUGUAUCUUUACAUGUUGAAGCAAGCAAAUCCAGGAACAAUAACACACAUACUCACAGACAAGGAAGAUAGAUUCAAAUACAUAUACAUAGCUUUCUCUAACUUAAUCAAGGGUUGGAGAUACUUGAGGCCUAUAAUUGUUGUUGAUGGAACUUUCUUGAAAAAUGCACAUGGUGGUACUCUAUUUUCAGCAUCAACGUUAGAUUCAAACAACAACAUUUUUGUGUUGACUUUUGGAAUAGCAGACUCUGAAAAUGAUAACUCAUGGCUUUGGUUCUUCUCCAAACUGAGAGACACCUAUGGAGAACUCGAAGGAUUGGCUAUAGUUUAUGGCAGACACAAGAUCAUAGACAAUGCAGUACAUAUGGUAUACCCAAAUGCUUUCCAUGGAGGUUGCAUGUUUCACUUGCUCAAUAAUUUGAAAAGCAAGUAUGGAAGCCAUGGAGAAGAGCUACAAAUGAAUUUCAUUGCAGCAACAAAAGCAUACACAAAAACAGAAUGUGAACACUACAUGAGAGGCCUUGAUAGACUUGACAGACGCAUUAGACCCUAUUUUGAGAAAGCCAAAAGUUUGGUUCAAAAGUGGGUUUGGAACAACUCAAAUAAUGCAAACGGAACAUUCACAAAAGUCUCUACAGCAACAGAGAAUGAGUUGAGUCAUGACAUUGUUUCAAAAAUGAAGUAUGAGAUGGUCUUGCCUUUCAACACAAUAGAAUACCAAGUUGGUGAUCAAAAUGGGAUAAAUUUCACGGUAAAUAUACAUAAUAGAACAUAUACUUGCAAUAGGUUUCAAGAAGAUGAAAUGCCUUGUGGGCAUGCAGUAGUUGUCAUUGCAAAGAGAAACUUGAGAGUGUAUGAUUAUUGUGCAAAGUUCUACAUUUGCCCCAUAAAGAUGAAUGGAAUCUCCCACAACACUUGGACAUAG
Messenger RNA from Humulus lupulus (European hop), 1806 nucleotides. RefSeq lists its product as uncharacterized. The transcript has 5 exons. Gene Ontology annotation, molecular function: zinc ion binding. Lineage: Eukaryota; Viridiplantae; Streptophyta; Magnoliopsida; Rosales; Cannabaceae. The coding region runs from base 1 to 1806 and encodes 601 amino acids. The record is from RefSeq and is a predicted model, not a curated record.